Ectocarpus sp. CCAP 1310/34 is the source of this 1757-nucleotide messenger RNA. Lineage: Eukaryota; Phaeophyceae; Ectocarpales; Ectocarpaceae. The record is from the annotation of a GenBank genome assembly.
AUGCGACGGGUAUCAGGAGCUGUUCUUGCUUCGUCGAUAUGUUCGAGGGCAGCCGUAACCCCAGCGUUUGUAGCCGUGCCACCACCGGCAGCAACAUCGUCGUCGUGGCACACCGCAGCGAGAUCAUGCUCACUCAUGCCAGUGCAGUCCGUAAGACAAGAGCAAGACGCGGGAGUGAAGGAGGAAGAGGAGGAAGAAGGAACUUAUGGAGGGGAUGACCAGCGGAGAUUUUGGGAUACCGUGGUCAAGGUUCUCAGGAGCGAGCUAGGCGCAGGAGAGAACCCGCCGGAAGACCUUUCGCGUGUCUGGGGCUUCGUCGCGCACAACCGAGACGGAAAGGCGCCUCCCGCAGAGGCGUCGCCCUCGUACAGAGCUACCGGCUUGUACUUCCCGGGGCUGGAGGCCAAGCCUUGGUGGGAUGACAGGUCAGAAUUUUCUUGGCUGCAAGAUUUGGAGGACGCCGCCCCUGAUAUCAAGCGGGAGAUGGAGGCUCUCGAAAGAUUGGGGGGGGCGCGGAGCUAUAAGGGCGGCACGGGGGAGAUGAGCACAGUUUACGAUGCUACACGUGGAUGGGGUACGAUGAGAAUACGCUACAUGGGCAGGUUCGGUCAGCCCGGCGUCAACUACUCCCUCCUGCCGCGCACCCUGGCCGCCCUGCGCCGGCUCCCGCUGGCCCCGGAGACCGCCGCCUUCCAGCGACAGCUCCCCGGCACGGGCCUCCCGCUGCACGUCGACCCGAGCAACUUCGUGCUCGGCUGCCACGUAGGGGUGGUCGUACCCCCCGCCGCCGCCGCCGCCGCCGCCGCCGCCGCGGGGGCGGCGGGCGAAGAAGGGUCCGCAGACGGCUCGGCGGAUGCCUCGGCAGCGACUGCCGGCGACCGGCGAGGCGGGAAGGGGCGCGGCGGCGCGAACCGGAACAAGAGGGUUGCCGGGGGGGUUGGGUUUGGGGGAGGUGGCGGCGUGGUGAGAGAGAAGAAGGCGGCCGGAGGGGAAUCCGGGGGCGCGGGGUCUACCGCCGGGGUUGGUGCAGUCGAACGGAGCAAUGGGACUGGUCGUGAUGGCGGGACGGAGAGAAGAGAGCGAAGCGGAGAGCGAGCGUGGAUAGAGGUUGCCGGCGAGAAACGGCACUGGGAACUGGGCCGAGCUUUCGUCUUCGACCCCUCAUUUUUGCACCGCACGUACAACCCUACGGACGGGGAGCGGGUUAUUUUGAACAUUGAUGUGUGGCAUCCGGGGCUGAAGGAAGUCGAGAAGACUGCUAUUCGGAGGGUUUGCGAGCUGGUUGAGCAAUGGAACUCGCGGUCAGGCCUGUUCGAGGACUGAGCAAGAGGGCACUCCGCUACCGUAGUACACCGCGAGAACGGUGACGCUAUGAAAACUCUGUCAUUGCCUUUGUCAUGGUUGAUUGCCGCAUUCUCCAGUCUUGAGAGUCGUUUCAGACACCUUGGCUACACAAAGUGCGAUGGGAACUUGGGGGUUGCCGCCGAAUAUCAUCCGUAGACUUGAUUCCGUUGAUGACUCAAUUCACGCCUUUGGGACGAUUCGAGUGCAACCUGCCAACUUCUGGGAAGAAGGUGGAGAGGGAACGAUUGCAGUGCGGAAGGGUUCAGAGCUGAAAGACGGUAACGACAUGGAAGAUGGAGCCUCCAGCUGCGAAAAUAUAUGUGGAGUCAUACUACAGGGCCGCCCUUGACCUUGCCUUGGUUUGGUAUAAUUUGAUCAUGUCAGCGGCUGAUAUUGCUAUGUGGCAUUGUAGC